Molecule: messenger RNA, 2469 nt
Organism: Phacochoerus africanus (Common warthog)
Lineage: Eukaryota; Metazoa; Chordata; Mammalia; Artiodactyla; Suidae
Product: beta-galactosidase-1-like protein 3
Exons: 20
Coding region: 175-2202 (675 amino acids)
Biological process (GO): carbohydrate metabolic process
Cellular component (GO): vacuole
Molecular function (GO): beta-galactosidase activity
Source: RefSeq, a predicted model, not a curated record
GCAGGGCUUCGCUGGUCCUGCCGCCCAGAACCCGACUCUCUGCCUGGGUUCCUGUUCCCUGCGUCCCUGGGCGGCGCGCCCCUGAGCGGCCGCGCAUUCCCCGUCCCUGAGAAACAUCCGGGCAGCGAAGAGGCGGCGGGAGCAGGGCGACCUUCGUUCCUCGAAUGCGCAGUGAUGGGUUCCCCGCCGCGCUUCAGCCCCUGUGUGUCCUGGAGAAGAAUCCUGUGCAUCGUUUCCCUGCCGUUUAUCUCAUCAGGUUUUGCUCCUCGGAUGAAAAACAGACAAAAUUUUAUAUUUGAAAAAGUGCAGCCAGAGCCAAAGGGGCACAGGGAUUCCGAAGCCUCCUUGUCUCCCGGCUCCCCUCUCUCUGUCUUCGCUGUCCGCAGGUAUAACUGGUCUCACCUGACCCCCCUGGAGCUGCAGGAUCGCUCUGUGGGGCUUCAGACAGAACAGAGGGCUGGGAGAAAUCCGUACUUCACGCUGGAGGGUCAGGAGUUCCUCAUUUUGGGGGGCUCCAUCCACUACUUCCGGGUGCCCAGGGAGUCCUGGAGGGACCGGCUGCUCAAGCUGAAGGCCUGUGGCUUCAACACGGUUACCACCUACGUUCCCUGGAACCUCCAUGAGCCAGAAAGAGGCAAAUUUGACUUCUCUGGGAACCUGGACAUGGAGGCCUUCGUCCUGCUGGCUGCGGAGGUUGGGUUGUGGGUGAUCCUGCGUCCAGGCCCCUACAUCUGCAGUGAGAUCGACCUUGGGGGCCUGCCCAGUCGGUUACUGCAAGACCCCACAUCGCAGCUGCGGACCACCAACCACAGCUUUGUAGAGGCCGUUGACGAGUAUUUAGAUCACCUGAUCGCCAGAGUGGUUCCACUCCAGUACCGCAAGGGGGGCCCGAUCAUUGCAGUGCAGGUGGAGAACGAAUACGGCUCCUUCCAUAAGGAUGAGGCCUACAUGCCCUACCUUCACAAGGCCCUGCUGAAAAGAGGGAUUGUUGAGCUGCUCUUGACCUCAGAUAAUACGAACGAAGUGCUGAAAGGCCACAUCAAAGGAGUGCUGGCCGCCGUCAACAUGAAGUCCUUUAAGGAGGGCGAGUUCAAGGAUCUCUAUCAGGUGCAGAGCAAUAAGCCCAUUUUGAUCAUGGAAUUCUGGGUCGGCUGGUUCGACACGUGGGGGAAUAAACAUGCCGUGAGAGAUGCAAUCGAUGUUGAAAAUACCAUAUUUGAUUUUAUCAGAUUGGAGAUCUCCUUCAACGUGUAUAUGUUCCAUGGAGGAACCAACUUUGGUUUUAUGAAUGGGGCCACAUACUUUGAGCAGCACAGAGGUGUUGUCACGAGCUAUGACUAUGAUGCGGUGCUGACGGAGGCCGGGGACUACACCCCUAAGUUCUUCAAGCUCCGGGAACUCUUUAAAUCCAUCUUCGUAACUCCUCUGCCUGCCUUACCUGAGCCCACUCCUAAGGCUGUGUAUCCCUUGGUGAGGCCGUCCCUCUACCUGCCACUGUGGGAUGCCCUGCAGUACUUAAAUAGUCCUGUCCUCUCUAACGUCCCACUCAACAUGGAGAACCUUCCCAUCAACAACGGGAAUGGCCAGUCCUAUGGCCUCGUGCUUUACCAGACGACUAUCUGCUCCGGGGGCCAGCUCCACGCCAACGCUCAGGACAUGGCACAGGUGUUUUUGAAUGAGACAAAUUUAGGAACUCUGGCUAAUGGUCAUCAGGACGUGUACAUUCCGAGGAUCACGGAAUGUCAGCUUCUAAGGAUUCUGGUGGAGAAUCAAGGACGAGUCAAUUUUUCAUGGAAAAUUCAAAAUCAGCAGAAAGGGUUAAUCGGACCUGUUACUAUAAACGACAUUCCCCUGGAGAGUUUCACCAUCUAUUCGCUGGAACUGAAAAUGAGCUUCUUCAAGAGGCUCCGCUCUGCCUCCUGGAAGCCUGUCCCAGAUGGCCACCUGGGUCACCCUGCCUUCUACCUGGGUACCUUGAAGGCUGGCUCCUCUCCCAUGGACACCUUCCUGACACUACCGGACUGGAAUUAUGGAUUUGUGUUCAUCAAUGGACGUAACCUUGGGCGAUAUUGGAAUAUUGGGCCUCAGAAAACACUCUACCUUCCUGGUUCCUGGCUUCAACCAGAGGACAACGAGAUCAUCCUGUUUGAGAAGAUAAUGGGUGGUUCAUACAUCCAUACCACAGACAAACCCAUAUGGUAGGGCUGUGUUCUAACAUCCUGCUUGGAUUGCUGGAUUUCAUCCAUGGGCAGUUUUUCAGGAGGAAGAUUUACAUCAAGAAUAUCAAACACAGUGUUGCCUACAAUAGCCCCCAAAAAGGCUAAAAAAUCAAUAGGGAAAUUGUUAUGUAUAUUAUAGUAUCCAUAUGAUACCAAUGUUAGGCUUUAAAAAAGCUCCAAAAUCUUCAGUGACUGAUUUGCUAGUAAGAGGCUUAACUUUUAGCCGGUCUUAUUCUCUGUUCAAAUGUGC